Sitophilus oryzae (rice weevil) is the source of this 2229-nucleotide messenger RNA. RefSeq names its product fatty acyl-CoA reductase wat-like. Gene Ontology annotation, molecular function: alcohol-forming very long-chain fatty acyl-CoA reductase (NADP+) activity. The record is from RefSeq and is a predicted model, not a curated record. Lineage: Eukaryota; Metazoa; Arthropoda; Insecta; Coleoptera; Curculionidae. The transcript is spliced from 9 exons. The coding region runs from base 345 to 1979 and encodes 544 amino acids. Gene Ontology annotation, biological process: long-chain fatty-acyl-CoA metabolic process. Gene Ontology annotation, cellular component: peroxisome.
CAGCCAAAUCGUUUGUUGCAUAGUUUAUAAAUACUAGUACAUUAUUAAGUCACUAUUAGUACCUUGGUCGGUACCGUCUACCAACUUCUAUAGAGUCGGAUAAGUGUCAUUCAAAUACAGAUUGAAUACCUUCUGUGUAUUUAUUGGUAAGACGUGACAGUGCGAAGGUAGAAUUGUUUUGGUGCAUCUGUGAGGACUACCUGGGCGAGCGGCUAUACAUCAGUUGGUACUGUCGACACGCACAUCGUUACCAAAAAUAUUCGCGCUUUCUUUACACUUUGGCGAAGGCAGUACUUUUAGUGAUUAAUUCUUUCUUUCUGAAUUGGUGAGAUUUUCUUUUUACAAUGGUUGCGGAUCGUUAUGGUUACGCAACUUUUGAAAACCAGAAUAACUAUAAAAACUUGGAGGAAUAUCCAUUCAUCAAAAAUGUUACAGAUAUACAUGAGAUUCAUUCCUUCGAGGAAGACUUAAAUCUUACACCAAUUCAAAAAUUUUAUGAUGGAGCAAAUGUAUUCAUUACAGGAUCUACAGGAUUUUUAGGAAAAAUUCUCGUUGAAAAACUUCUUAGAUCCUGCCCUACAUUGUCUACUAUGUAUCUUCUAGUCCGUAGUAAAAAAGGAAAAUCGAUGGAAGAAAGAAUUGACGAAAUGUUUGACGACGUCAUUUUCCAAAAAAUGAAAGAGGAGUGUCCAAAAUAUAGGCACAAAGUUGUAGGAGUCGGUGGAGAUUGUACUUUAUCUGGGAUUGGGUUAAGUAUACAAGACAGAAGACUUCUUGUAGAUGAGGUCAACAUUGUAUUUCACGUUGCUGCAACAGUUCGUUUUGACGAGAAAAUCAAAACUGCCGUAGCCAUUAAUAUUCGAGCCCCGAGAGAUUUGCUUAGGUUGAGCAGAGAAAUGCCGAACUUGAAAUGUUUUAUGCACACGUCCACAAUAUUUGGCAAUUGUAUGCAAUCGGUAAUAGAAGAAAAAGUAUAUCCACCCGCAAUUGACAGCCACAAACUAAUACUCAUGACAGAAUGUGCACCUGAAAAAAUCCUAGAAGAAAUUACACCCAAACUUAUAGAGCCAUAUCCAAACACAUACACUUUUACAAAACAAGUAGCGGAAGAUCUGGUUAAAAAAGAGGGAGAAAAUCUGCCUGUUGCCAUAUUUAGACCAGCUAUAGUUGUUUCCACCUAUAAAGAACCAUUUCCAGCAUGGAUAAAUAACAUGUACGGACCAACUGGUGUAUGCGCUGGAUCUGGGGUUGGACUUAUUAGAGCACUGCAUUGUGAUGCAAAAUGUAACGCAAAUCUCGUACCCGUUGACAUGUGCGUCAACUCUUUAAUUGCAGCUGCUUGGGAAACCGCAUUAAGUCAUAAACAAGCCAUCAAGGACGGCCAGCAAUAUGAAAUUCCGGUAUAUAAUUAUGAAUCCUUCAGUUCUCAACCGAUAACAUGGGGCAAAUACAUGCAGUUAACUGAAAAUUAUGGUUUGAUAUAUCCAUCCAUUAAAGCCAUAUGGUAUUAUAGUUUAACUCUUUAUAAGUACUAUCCAAUAUAUUUGUUUGUAACUUUCUUUCUGCAUACGAUACCUGCACUCUUUGCAGAUGUUGGACUAUUCUGUAUAGGAAGGAAACCAAGAAUGGUUGCAGCCUACAAAAAAAUACACAAAUACUCAAAAGUUAUAUCCUACUUUGCAGUUAGAGAGUGGAAAAUAAAGUCCAACAGAGUAGAAAAUCUAGUCAACAGCAUGUCAGAUAGAGAUCAAGAAAUAUUCUUUAGUGACCUGAAAAAAUUAAAUUGGCAAGAAUACUUCGUUUAUUAUGUACGAGGAAUAAGAGUAUUUUUGAUUCAAGACCCUCUUGACACUUUGGCAGCUGCUAAAAGAAAUUGGAAAAGGUUCUACUACGUCCAUCAGUUUGUAAAAAUCCUAUUUCUGUUCGUCAUCUUCCAGUUCCUUUGUUCGCUGGCUCUAAAGUUUCUAAGUUUAUUAUGAGACUACCUCUCUAAAUAAUAAGAAUCUAUUUAUGUAAAAUAUUGUACGGGUUUUUCGUUUACCGUUAGAGAUCUUAACAUAUUUAGCAUUGUGAUAUAAAUAUACAAGGGCUUGUAUUAGCUUACAUUAAGUUCCAAUACUUUUAUUUAAUUUAUGUGCUCAAAAUAUUGGUUUAAGAAAAUAGGAUAGGAUAAAUAAUUUUUGAUAUGUGUAUUAGUUUUUUUUUUAAUAAAAUUGAUCUUGAUAAAAA